UAUUUUUUUUGGUUGAAGGUGAGAGAGUAAAGAUAAGCAUUUACACCAAAUCACAGAAAAAAAUGAAAUAAUAAUAUAUUUAUAAAUAAUAUAAUUCAACCACAAAGAGCUCAUAACAGCAACAUGAAGUUGGUUCUGAAAAUAGUUUAAAAAAUGGUUCGUAAUAUUUCAUUUUAGAUAAAAAAAAAUAAUAAAAAAAGACUAUUCCUCACUAUUCUUCAUUUUAAUAAUACACUACCUGACUUUCCAACACAAAGACUACUUUUACUAGACGUGUGUUUACGUGCAGCUUCGCCGACGACACGUUCGGAGAGAAAGUAGCAGCUCUGGUGGCAAUGCAGCAUUGUUCUCCGUCUGUCCCUCUGUCCGCAUUGCAAGUACCAAACACAGAGACCGACUCCCCAAUGCCGCUCCGAUAACGGCUCACCGACUGGAAACCCUCCAACUCCCCAGCGGAGGGGGAACAACAGGGAUCUUACCCUCCCGUAUUCACUGCGAUAUAUUUAACAUUCCUCAUGGAUAGCCUACUGAGGGAUAGAUACCGAGGGCGCAGAGAGAAUAUCAUUCAUCGUGGAGAUGGAAAUACAUAAAAGACUAAUCGCGGUCUAAGCAACUAAGCCUCUUGUCGGCAGGAAGCUUCGGAGGAGCUGGAAGACACCCCGGAAUUAAAGGAGGCCACAACGUGAUCCAGCGAGCAGGGGUCUGACCGUACGGGACCUGUGCCAGCCGAGGAUCCGUCCGUUGUCCCGUCGUCCGUUGGUCUCCUGAGGAAUAGCUGAGGGGACGUACCAUUCUGUUACCAAAGUACUUUGGAUUAAUGUACGGCACAGGCUCACGGAGGGAGAACGUGAUUCUGGGUUUCCUGCAGGGCUGGAGUACAUGAGUGAUACAGGCCUGGAGUGAGCCUGUACUAUCAGGAUUGGUGUUGGCAUGGCUCAGUCCACCUUUUGGACCUUCUUUUCAUCAUGACUGAUCAGCUUGACCACAGACCCUGAGGAGAGCCUGUAACUGCCGGAGGAUCUUUCCUAAGAGGACGGGGCCUCCAUGUAACACAAAGAGAUCUAAGUUAGACGAUACAAAGACUCUACAACUACUACGACUACAACAGAACAACAACAAAAAACACGAAACCUCAGGCUUGCUUUUGAGAGGAAAAGCCUGCAGCUUUGUCUGAGUUUGAGUGGAGAUGCUUUUUCCACCACUGACAGUCAUGGCAAAGCCUUUGAUGGCUUGAGCAUCUGACAAAACAAGAGGAGGGUCAGCUCAAAAAAAACAAGGAUCAGUUUAAGUUCAAACACACUGAUCCGGGUCACAAUAUAACCAAGGGUAUAACCAAACACCUUCCCUCUCUCUCUCUCUCUCUCUCUCUUACUACGCAAAUAAACUUAAGCUUUCUGAAAAGGACUUAAUAGGAAAGAUUUCAACGUAAAUCUCGAUUGGAUCUGCUGGAUUGGGAAAGGAUUCUUCAGUGGCUGGAUAGCGAUUUUUUUUAAAUCAGGGAGAAGACACCACAACCUCAAAACAAGAUGGCCGCCCAAUGCAAGAACUUCCUGCUCUUCUUGACUAGGGUAGGACUACUUCUGGGUCUGGCUAACCCUCUGGUGACCUCCGCCUCCUGCCCCUCGGCCUGCCGGUGUGAUGGGACCUUCAUCUACUGUAAUGAUCGAGGCCUCACCUCUAUCCCUACCGGCAUUCCGCUAGAUGCUACUAUUCUCUUCCUCCAAAACAACAGGAUCAAGAGCGCCGGCAUCCCCACCGAUCUGAAGAGGCUAAGCAACGUCGAGAAGAUCUAUCUGUACUGCAACAAUCUGGACGAGUUCCCCCAAAACCUGCCGAUCGGGGUCAAAGAGCUGCAUCUACAGGAGAAUAAUAUCCGCAUGAUUACGCAUGCGUCGCUGGGUCAGAUCCCGCUGAUCGAGGAGCUACACCUGGAUGAUAACUCCGUCUCGGCUGUUAGCAUCGAGGAAGGAGCGUUCAGGGACAGCAAUCACCUGAGACUACUCUUUCUCUCCAGGAACCAUCUGAGCACCAUCCCGUCCGGCCUUCCGCAGACCAUCGAGGAGCUGCGCUUCGACGACAACCGCAUCUCGUCAAUAUCAGAGGCAUCCCUGCAGGACCUGAUCAACCUGAAGAGACUCGUCCUGGACGGGAACCUGCUCAACAACCGCGGCAUCGGCGAAAUGGCCUUCAUCAACCUGAUUAAUCUCACCGAGCUCUCCCUGGUGAGAAACACCCUUACGUCGCCGCCGGCUAACUUACCAGGAACCAGUUUGGAGAAACUGCAGCUCCAAGACAACCACAUCAACCGGGUACCGGCCGGAGCUUUUGCUUUCCUCAGGCAGCUGUAUCGGUUGGAUCUAUCAGGCAACAACCUGAGCAGUCUGCCUCACGGAGUGUUCGAAGACCUGGAUAACCUCACGCAGCUCCUGCUCCGUAACAACCCGUGGCAGUGCACUUGCCGGAUGAAGUGGGUGAGAGACUGGUUAAGGUCGCUGCCCACAAAAGUCAACGUCCGGGGGUUUAUGUGCCAGGGACCAGACAAGGUCAAGGGCAUGGCUAUUAAGGAUUUGUCCAUGGACUUGUUUGACUGUGGAGGAUCUGACUUGGGCAGGGGCCAGGGGGACCCUACCGAGACCAGCACUGUCUCUAACACCUUACUGCCCUCACAACCCCAAUGGCCUUCCUUUGUGACCAAAAGACCGGUGGUGAGAAUGCCUGACAGGAAUAAGAACUACCGAAGUACUACGACACCGUCAGGAAGAAAGAUCAUCAGGAUCAGUGUGAAGUCGAGCAGUGCAGAGACAGUGCACAUCUCCUGGAGGGUUUCUGUACCCUUGACUGCCAUGAGGCUCAGCUGGUUAAAACUGGGCCACAACCCUUCGUUCGGUUCCAUCACGGAGACCAUUGUACAGGGCGAGAAGAAGGAGUACCUCCUAACAGCUCUAGAACCGGAAUCCUCGUACAGGAUAUGCAUGGUUCCCAUGGAGACCAGCAACAUUUACUUGACGGACGAGACACCAGUUUGUAUAGAGACAGAGACCAGUUCUCUGAAGGCUUACAAACCCACCACCACACUGAACCGCGAGCAGGAAAAGGAGCCUUACAACAAUUCCAGUCUGCCUUUAGCCGCGAUCAUCGGAGGGGCUGUGGCUCUGUUGGCAAUAUUAAUGCUGGCGUUUGUGUGCUGGUACGUGCACAGGAACAGUUCACUGUUUUCCAGGAAUUGCACCUACAACAAGGGCCGUCGGAGGAAGGAUGAUUACGCCGAGGCGGGGACGAAAAAGGAUAACUCAAUCUUGGAGAUACGAGAGGCCUCUUUUCAGAUGAUCCCCAUACACCCCGUGCCCGUGUCCAAAGAGGAGUUUGUGAUACAUACGAUUUUCCCUCCGAACGGAUUGAGUCUGUACAAGAGCCCGCACAGCGAGACCAGUAUUAGCAACAGAAGCUACAGAGACAGCGGAAUACCUGAUUCAGACCACUCCCAUUCAUGAUAUUGAUAACGCGGGAACAUUUCGUUAUAAAUGAGUGCGUUCGUUGAUGACAUGAAACUAAAGUGGCUAAAAAACUUUGUUAUAAAACACUGGAUCUACAAGACUGAGUGGGGAAGCUGUACAUCUUCUGUACAUUUAAAAUAUAAUUUAUAUUUAAGGACAUUUUAUGACAAAGAGGAGAAGAAAUGUGGUUCACAGAUAGUAGGGCCAUCACUGAGCCGCAGGUCAGUGUAUGUUGUAACUAAAACUGCAAUUCUAUAUUUUAGGGGUUGGUAGUAAUUUGUAUUGUAUUUAAUUUUUUUUAAUUUUUUUUGGCUUACGGUUACCCUAACAACCAGCUAUAUAAAACAAACUCUGUUCUACUGAGAUAUAAAGACUUGUCAACUGUGAAAGUGGGUUUUCAUUGCUGUGUUGAACAAUCAGACUUUAGAGAACCUUGUAGAAUAAAGCACAGGUCUUUACACUCGUUUUGUGGCUGUUCGGUAAAAAAAAACAAAAAAAGCAACAACAAAAAAAUAUGAAAUGAUCAAAACUAAGACCCAGCUGAUUAACCGAGAAGAACCAGGGAGACAGCGGGCACUCGUUCUCUGAGGAGAGACAAGCAAGAGAGCAGUCUCCUACAUGUAUCUGACUAUCUCUGGAACCAUGACUAGAUAUGUCCUGUUUUACUGCUGUUCAUUUAGUUCAUCUGUUUGGAGAAAA
Oncorhynchus tshawytscha (Chinook salmon) is the source of this 4193-nucleotide messenger RNA. RefSeq names its product leucine-rich repeat transmembrane protein FLRT3. The coding region runs from base 1527 to 3491 and encodes 654 amino acids. The transcript has 3 exons. Lineage: Eukaryota; Metazoa; Chordata; Actinopteri; Salmoniformes; Salmonidae. Gene Ontology annotation, molecular function: protein binding. The record is from RefSeq and is a predicted model, not a curated record.